Molecule: messenger RNA, 696 nt
Organism: Hyposmocoma kahamanoa
Lineage: Eukaryota; Metazoa; Arthropoda; Insecta; Lepidoptera; Cosmopterigidae
Product: UPF0729 protein AAEL015238
Exons: 1
Coding region: 192-449 (85 amino acids)
Source: RefSeq, a predicted model, not a curated record
UCUGAUGACUGAUGUUGGCUGGUGAUAAAUUCUAAAAUAUUCCAUUGUUUUCCAUUCCAUAAUAAAUCGACAAUUUGAAACGCAUAAUAUCGAGGUAAUAAUUUGGUACUUGAAUAACCCAAUAACUGACUUCAUCAAGCCACAUAUAUUGUACCUAAGAAUUCGUGGCAGAUUUGAAAUUGUGAAACAAAAUGGUUUGCGUUCCUUGCUUCAUCGUUCCAGUACUCUUGUUUCUGUGGCACAAGUUCAUUCAGCCGUACGUACUACGCUUCUGGAACCCAUGGGCCGUCAAGGACGCCGACGGAAAUGUGGUGAAGACAGAAUUCCCGCUCAACUGCGAAGGAGGGAAGUGCGUUUUCGCGAAAAAAGCAGUUGAAGAAAAAGACAAUGACGCAAAGCAAAGCCCUAGCUAUAUUAAGGCCAGUGACUGUCGCCUAAAAUCAGAAUAAUGUUAUCUAACUGUAAAGAGUAAUCACAUUACUUGUGAGAUUGCAUAUUUCCAUUGAAAUUUAAUUAUCUGUUGAUGAAUCUUACAUUUAUUUUAUGCUAUUUAAAUUAUUAUGAUUCGCUGUAUAUAAGUGUUUCCCUAUGCAAUAGUUCUAUUAAGAACAAUACGAGAUGGUGAGAUUUAGUUUUGUUAUAGGAAUGGAAUUUAAUGUGUAAAAAAAAUUAAGGAGAAAUAAAAGGCUUGGUUGA